GUUCAGGUCUAACUUUCCGAUUCUAAAUUUCACCCCGACUAUUCAAUUAUUAAUUAUUAAUAAAAUCUUGUUGAUAAAGAUUAAAAUAAUUGAUUUAAUCCACAAUUUUAAAAUUUACUCAAAAUAUAAGAGUAAUUAUCAAUCUUGUUUCGAUCUACAAGGUCAAGUCGAUUCACAACUGAAAGGCUUGCGAAGACGUGAAGAUGCAAUGACCUCAAGUUUUCAUUUUCACCUCGCAAUCACGUACACACAUUUCCUUUCUCCAUUAUCAACUCCCUUCUAGUAAAAGUUACUCCAUCAUGAAGGAAUAAUCUGCAUCAUUAAUAAAAACAUUAAUUGGGUGAUCGGCUCCCACCAUGGCACUGAGAAAAGUAUUAAAGAGCUCAAGCAGCGUUUGUUCAGUUAAAAACACACUGGAACCUUCACUUUCUUCGGCUGGUUUUUUGAGUUUUCUGAAAAAUCAGGAAAAUUUCUCUCGCGGAUUGGCGGCAUCAAGCAAAAAAAGUGAUAUGGUUGUCCCUAAGGAAGAAGUUGUGAGAUUUAUCAAACACUGUAUGUGCAAAGCUGGUACGACGCCCGAGGAUGCUGAGACUGUGGGACAUCACUUGAUGGUCGCUGAUUACAGAGGCCACUUCAGUCACGGCUUAAAUAGAAUGUCAAUGUAUGCUCGUGACAUCAAAUCCCGACUCAUCGAUCCUGAAGGAAAACCGGAAGUCAUCAGAGAUUUCCAGGCAACAGCCCUCGUAACCGGAAAUAAUGCUCUGGGCCAAGUAGUCGGGAAAUUCUGCAUGGACCUAGCAAUAAGCAAGGCCCAAAAAUUCGGAAUAGGAAUAGUAUCCUCCAGGUGUUCUAAUCAUUACGGAAUAUGUGGAUAUUACACUCUCAUGGCAAUCGAAAAAAAUAUGAUUGGUUUCACAUGUACCAACACAAGUCCCUUGAUGGCUCCUACAAGAAGUACCAAAUCCGCCCUUGGUACGAAUCCUCUAUCCCUCGGAAUGGGAGCAUCAUCUAGUGACCAAGUCGUUCUCGAUAUGGCAACAACUUCAGUCGCACUCGGAAAAAUCGAAUUAGCAAUGAGAAAGGGUGAAAAAAUCCCAGAUGGAUGGGCCUUAGGUUCAGAUGGUAAACCCACAACAGAUCCUAAAGUCGCUUUUGACAAUGCUAUUUUAAUGCCACUUGGAGGAACAGAGGAACAUUCCGGAUACAAAGGAUACGGUCUCGCUCUGAUGGUUGAAGUUCUCUGUGGUAUACUCAGUGGAAGUGAAUUUGGACCAAAUGUUAGGGAAUGGAAAAAAAGUGAAAGAAUCGCGAAUCUGGGUCACUGUUUUAUUGCUAUCAAUCCAGAAGUCUUUGCUCCAGGAUCUAAGGAUAGGUUGGCAAGUCUCCUUCAGCAGCUGAGGGAACUUCCGAAAGUGUCUGAUAGAAAUGUGAUGGUAGCUGGAGAUCCGGAGAGAAUGGCCAUGGCUAAAGUUGAUAAAAAUGGCGGAAUUGAGUAUCAUGAGAAUCAGCUCAAGCAUGCUGAAGAAUUCGCAAAGGAAAUGGGUGUCGAGCCUAUGAAAUUGAUACCUAAAUCGUGUUGAUUGUUGAUAAGAUAGAUCCUUCUGGGUCAGAUAUUCUUUUCGAUUGUAUAUAAGAAGAAAAAAUUAAUCUUUUAUCAUACAGUACAGUAAAUA
Messenger RNA from Belonocnema kinseyi, 1673 nucleotides. RefSeq lists its product as uncharacterized. The transcript has 4 exons. The coding region runs from base 357 to 1580 and encodes 407 amino acids. Lineage: Eukaryota; Metazoa; Arthropoda; Insecta; Hymenoptera; Cynipidae. Gene Ontology annotation, molecular function: oxidoreductase activity. The record is from RefSeq and is a predicted model, not a curated record.